This is a messenger RNA of Mycena indigotica, 849 nucleotides long. RefSeq lists its product as uncharacterized. Bases 1 to 849 code for a protein of 282 amino acids. The transcript has 7 exons. The record is from RefSeq and is a predicted model, not a curated record. Lineage: Eukaryota; Fungi; Basidiomycota; Agaricomycetes; Agaricales; Mycenaceae.
AUGCUCCCAACCACCAUCAUCCCGCUCCUGCUUUCUGCAGUCGUCCUAGCCCGCGACGACCACCAAGGUCGCGCUCACGACGACCUGGCAGAACGUUUGAACAACGUUGACCUCAGUCGACGGAAGGACACGUUCCUUGGGUCUAUGUUCACCUGGUAUGGCACCAAUACCGGUGCGGACGCAUGCACAGGCAAGAACCACAAAGACAGUGACUGGUACGUUGCUAUGAACACCGCGCAAUUUGGUGAUGGCUCGGGAUGUUGUGGUCGUCAGCUCAAACUCAAUUACAAUGGCAAGACGGCGGUUGCGACCUGUGUGGACGAGUGUCCCACCUGCCCUGAGUGGGCACAUCUUGAUUUAACAAAAGGUUUGUUCCAAUACUUCAAUAACGGAGAUCUUGGCACCGGCACACUGUAUGGUUCCUGGUCGUAUGUUGACGGCCAUACGGAGGAUGGCCCUCCUCCUCCUCCUUCGCCUCCAAAGCAGUCCCGUGUUUCACGCAAACCUGAUCCCACCUCUUCAUCGAAAAAAGUGUCCUCGAGCGCCCAUCAAUCGUCUGCCAAAGUCUCCAGCUCAGAAAAACACUCGUCAUCCAAAUUCCCGUCGUCAUCACACUCUACCUCCACAAGCCCUUCUGCAAGCCCUUCCGAUGAUGGCAUUGCUAACGUCGGUGGUGCGGCAGCAGGCGACCCGAAUUCUCCGGGCGCUGGUUCGAAUACAACUGGGAUUAGUGGUGCAAUAAAGGGCACCAGCGGCGCAGUUUCCCUGGCCUCAAGAAACUUGGGUGUGGUGCUUGCAGCUCUUGCACUUGUUGUAGUCGAUACCAUAUUUACUUCUAUACUGGGGUAA